AUGGUGUUUAUUGACCUAGAAGCGUAUGACAAGAUCCCUAUGGAGGUUAUUUGGAGAUGCCUGGAGGUGAGAGGUGUGCUGGUAGCUUACAGUAGGGUGAUAAAGGACAUGUAUGAUAAAGCUAGGACUCGGGUUAGGACUGUGGAAGUUGACUCGAAGUAUUUUUCGGUUGUUAUGGGGUUACACCAAGGAUCUGCACUCAACCCGUUCUUAUUUGCCAUGGCGAUGGAUGCUCUAACACACCAUACUCAAAUGGAGGUGCCAUGGUGUAUGUUGUUCGUUGAUGAUAUAGUUCUAAUAGAUGAGACGCGAGGCGGCAUUAACGAGGAAUUGGAGGUUUGGAGACAGGUCCUUGAGUUUAAAGGUUUCAAAUUGAGUAGGACUAAGACAGAAUAUCUUGAGUACAAGUUCAGCGACGUGACGAGGGAAGCUGACUCACAAAUCAUCCCCAAGAAAGGAAGUUUCAAGUACCUAGGGUCAAUUAUCCAGGGGAUGGGGAGAUCAACGAUGAUGUCACACACCGUGUAG
Molecule: messenger RNA, 528 nt
Organism: Nicotiana tabacum (common tobacco)
Lineage: Eukaryota; Viridiplantae; Streptophyta; Magnoliopsida; Solanales; Solanaceae
Source: RefSeq, a predicted model, not a curated record